Molecule: messenger RNA, 18270 nt
Organism: Nothobranchius furzeri (turquoise killifish)
Lineage: Eukaryota; Metazoa; Chordata; Actinopteri; Cyprinodontiformes; Nothobranchiidae
Source: RefSeq, a predicted model, not a curated record
CCGUUGUUGUUCCGCAACAGAAGCGAAAUGAACAUAGUCGGUCUCACGCUGGUACCGGGGUUCUCAAGUUUUCGUUACUCGGUUGUGAACAGUGUAACGUUGCGUCACCGUUACUUUGUGGCCAGUAUCCCGCCGCCUCGAGCGCUGUUGACCAGAUGGCAGCUCACGCUAAUCUUCUUAUAACGGCGCGCGCCGCAUGUUCUGAAUGGGAGAGGAGAGACGGAAACAAAACAGAAAAAAAGAGAGCAGCUUUUAAAAAAGAUCAGCUGGACCGUGAUUCAGUUUUUUUCUUGUAGUUAGAAGCGAGUUAAUUGAAGUCAUAUUUGGGAAGGACUACUUUUUGGGGGGUUGCGUCUGCCACCGCUGACGGACAGGCGUGUGGGAGAAACGGCUCCCUGUGGCUCGCGCCACAAGCAACAAGUUGAAUGUUUGCCGACGUCGCUCGUGUGAUGGGAGCAGAGCUUCUUGACGUGAGUCAGAUUGAGAAAUCCUGCCUAUCAUGUGAAGGCUUUGGUUGUGGUUUACACAUGUGUGGGGGUGCGUGUGUGAGUGAUGGACGGUGAACUGAGCUUGGUUGCUACACCCCAGGGGCACUGGCCUGUAAAAAUGUCCCUAUAACCCUGGAGCCAUGGAACCAUGACAGUCAUCACUUAUUCAGACGGGAGGCUUCCGAACAAAAUUAAAGAUUCUUGAGGAUCCCUCAGUCUGCAGGAACGUUCCUCAAAAAUGUCUGAGUGGCUAAAACCUGGACCCAUGAACUCCUUAAACCAUCAAAAUUGCCACUUAGAGAAAUGCCCAAUGAAGAAUGGAGCGACUCAAAAACAAAAAAGAUUUGUUCCCAAAACAUUGCAAAUAUUGAGCAGGGGAUGUUGGACAAUUUGGUUAAAAGGAAGCGAUGAAAAUGGGGAAAAUCUUUCAGAAAUGUAUUUUGAAAAACCAGGUGAAAUCAUGCAAAUGGGCCAAUGUGUUUGGAUAAAAAAUCCUAUUUUUGGCGUUUUGUGGACUUCACCCUGGAAAAAUCGAGACGAAAACAUGAAGAAGCAAGCAAACCUUUUCAGGCCAAGGUGGCAUCACGUCUUCCUGUGCUUCCAUCUUCUGUUGUUAAGCCUUUGUGCAAAACCUGCUUCAUCACAGGGACAUUUUCCACGAAUGGAGAAUAUUGCAGCUUUCAAACCCGUGUCCGCCUCUCCUCCUUGGUCCACCUGUGGUGUUCCAGAGCGGAGCAGCUCCUGCCAGCCACCUUCUUCCAAGGCUGAACUACUGACAUGUUAUCAAGCUGUUUGUGACCAGGAAUGCCCCUAUAGAUCCUCCACACCACCACAUGCCCCACUGCUGCUAGCUGCACACAGGGGUAACUGUGUAACUGAAGACAUCACUGACACUCGUCCUGGUACUAGAACAGAAACCGGAAUCAGUUUGGAUGGGCUUCCAGCUGGAUCUGGUAGUGUGCUGUUUCAACCAGGAAAAGAUGGAUGUGCCGUCACCCCUCCCCCACAGAGUCUAGGAGCACGGGGUUCUCUCACCUUAGCAUUGUGGAUAAAACCAAGUUCUUCUGAAGAAAUGAUGCUGCUGGAGAAGAGUUUUGGAAAGCGUCUGGUUUUUUCUCUGACUGUGUCAGAGAAGUCCGUGACCCUGCGGUACGGUCACUCAAAGGGUCAGACGUCUCUCACAGUCAGCUUUAGCACAGAGGGACGACUUCUACCAGAGAAGUGGAGUCAUCUCACUCUGCAGAUCUAUGAUCGACGUGCGAGUCUUUUCCUGGAUGGCCUUGAGGAGGAUGGGACACCAUUUGAUACAAAACACCUGACCAACGCACUCAGUGAUGUCGGCGAAGAUGCCACCAUGUGGGUGGGACUUGGCGCUAAUGGGUCUAAUCAGUUCAUUGGGCGAAUGCAGGACUUUAGAUUUUAUCCCGCCACUUUGACCAACAGGGAAAUUGUGGAGUUGUUCUCAGGAGUCCUGCCUCAACUCCAUGUCCAGUCUGAGUGUCGCUGUCCUCCGACUCACCCGAGAGUACACCCUUUGGUUGACAGAUACUGCAUUCCCAAUGCGGUGGAGGAUACCACUAAUGACCGGGUGUUGAGGCUGAAUCUCAAUGCUCACCCGCUGAGUUACAUCAAUGAUCAGGACAUGGGGACCACCUGGCAGUCUAAGAUCAUGACUGCACAAGAACUGGAUGAAGGACUCACAGUUACUGUGGAUUUGGUUAAUGGACAAUACCAGGUUUUCUACAUUAUAGUUCAGUUUGGGGGUCUUCUGCCUGAGUCGGUUGUGAUCCAGCGAAGGGCGUUUAACCUCUCAGACCCUGACAGCGCCAUUAAGACCGAACAGCUCUGGUUGGACUGGCAGUAUAUGGCCAGAAACUGCAGUGUGUUUGAUAUGCAGAACAAUGGAUGGUUACCUAGACCAGACUCAGUCAACUGUCUGCAGUUGCCCAGUGACGUGCCCUUCUCAGGAGGAAACUUCACAUUCAGUCUGCUGACCACACAUCCAAGCGUGAGGCCGGGGUAUAAUGACUUCUACAGAACGCCUGCCCUGCAGGAGAUGGUCCAAGCAACCCACGUCCGAAUUCACAUGAGAGGACAGUACCACACUAAAACAGCUGGGGUCAAUCCACAGCACAGACACUUUGCCAUUAGAGAGAUCACAAUCAGUGGCAGAUGUGAUUGUCACGGCCAUGCAGACCACUGUGACACCAGUGUGUCCCCGUACCGCUGCCUAUGCCUCCCAGAGAGCCACACCACAGGCCACAAUUGCCAGCAUUGUGCAUUGCUUUACAAUGACAAACCCUUCAGGUCAGGUGAUCAGCUCCAGCCAAUGAACUGCCGUCCUUGUCAGUGUAAUGGCCACGCCCACUCUUGCCAUUAUGACAUCCGAGCUGAUGACCAACCGCAUGAGCACUACAGAGGCGGGGGAGGAGUCUGUGACCACUGCAUGCACAACACCACAGGGAAGAACUGUGAGCUGUGCAUUAAUGGGUUCUUCAGGCUGGUGGACUCUGAUCCUUCUUCGGCUGAUGUGUGCCGGCCCUGUGAUUGCUACACUGCUGGAACUGUUGAUGGCAACAUGGAUUGUCCCCAGAUUGGAGGUCAGUGUCAGUGUAAGGCUGCAGCAACAGGUCGUCGGUGUGCAGACUGUUUGCCUGGUUGGUUCGGUCUCAGUGCUAAAAAUCCAAAUGGCUGCUUGUCCUGCAACUGUAGUGAUUUGGGUGUCAUCAAAACCUCAGCAACAGCAGUUUCCCACUGUAACCAGCACACAGGGCAGUGUCACUGUAAACCUCACGUCACAGGUCUAUCAUGUGACCGCUGUGUGUUUGGUUUUUGGAACCUUUCCCACCCAGACGGCUGCAUCCCUUGUGACUGUGACCCGUUGGGUUCCCUCAGCUCGUUCUGUGAGCCUGAGGGCGGGCAGUGUGAGUGCAAACCUGGGGUGGGAGGCCGACAGUGUGGCUCCUGCGGCAGCGGCCUGUAUGGUUUAAAACUCGAUGGAUCCUGUGCGCCCUGUAACUGCUCACACGAGGGGACAGUACCUGGAACAGACUGUGAUCCUUACACAGGACAGUGUGUGUGCAAGGAACAUGUGGAGGGCCGUCGCUGUGACUAUUGCCUUCGUGGUUAUCACACCCUGGAGCGCCGUAACUCCCUGGGCUGCCUGCCGUGCGUGUGCGACAUCAGUGGAACUGUGCCAGAGGGUGUAUGUGAUAUGUGGACCGGACAAUGCCCAUGCAAGGAAGGGGUGGAGGGUUUACACUGUACCAGCUGUCGUCACAAUUACUACAACAGAAGUUUAGACCUCCUGAAUGGUUUGUCUCAGGGAUGUGUGCCAUGUAUCUGCGACCCCAGGGGAACAGUGAUGGGGUCAGUCUGUGACAGGAACACAGGACAAUGUGUCUGUGUCCCAACACGUCAUGGAAAGGACUGCAGUAGCUGCCGACCUGGCUUCCAUCUCUCAGCGGAUCACAGCGUGUGUUUAGAGUGUGACUGCCAUCCGAUGGGUUCAGUGCAACAGAAUUGUGAGAGCCGGUCUGGACAGUGUGUGUGUGCGCAUCCCUCAGUGGCUGGGCGACAGUGUAAUCAGUGUCGAGAGAUGUUCUUUGGCUUCAACCCUGGUCUGGGAAGAUGUCAGCCUUGUGCGUGUGACCAAGUGGGCAGUGUCAACGGUUCCUGCAAUCCAGACACAGGGGUGUGUGUAUGUAAGCUGCUGGUAUCUGGAGAAAAGUGUGAUUCAUGCCAGCCAGGAGCGAGUCACUUUGAUCCUGAAAACCAUUUCUUUGGUUGCAGUAAAGCUCCAUCCCAGCAACCUGCUCCAUCAGGCUUCGCUCUUAGUUACUCCUCCAUCUCUCUCUCUUGGAAUCCACCUGAUUCACCAAACUCAAACAGACUCAAAUACACGCUCAUCAGAGAUGGACAGUCGGUGUACACCAUCCACAGUCGCUACCCUUUCAGACCUGAAUCCUAUGAGGACCACAGUUUGUUUCCGUUUACCAACUACUCUUACUGGCUGAUAACAGCCAGUGUAGCUGGUGAGACACUAAGUGCAGCAGCAUCGUACCAAACUCUAGGUGCACCCCCCGCUGCAGACCAACUGUCUUUAAACCUCCUGGGGCGACCAGGUCCAACCAGUGCUAGCUUUAACUGGAGCACACCGAGAAAUGACACGGGACCAGUUGAGAGGUUUGUGUUAUCUUCCAUGGAGUCCUUUCAUGAAGCAGAGCCAGUCAUUCACUACACAGGCUCAUCUACAGACGCUGUUGCAGGUGGCCUGAAGCCUUUCACACAAUACACAGCAAUACUGGAGGUGUGUUCAUCUGGAGGGUGCACCUCUAGCCCACCGCUGUCUUUUCUGACAGCUGCUGCCCCCCCACAGAACCAACCUCCUCCCCAAGUCACUGCUACUGGACCUUACACGCUGCAGGCUGUUUGGGAUCCCCCUAGUCAGCCAAAUGGUAUCAUAACGAGAUAUGAUGUUUUCCUGCGAGGCCCGAUGGACUCACAGAACCUGUCUGGUGUUCUGGAUGAGAAGAAAGUGUUUCACAGCUCUGGAUGGCUGGAUCCAAGUGUCUAUAUGGAAAGGAGCCAGGCCAACAGCACACUGUCACCUCCAGAAAACAGAGCAAUUGUGAAGAAUCUUCAGGCGUUUUCAACCUACCAGCUGAGAGUUGUGAGCAUCAGCAGUGCAGGAAGUGUCUCAUCUGAGUGGACCACUGCUCACACUAUGGAGGGAGUCCCAGAGUUCGUGGCUCCUCCAGACGUGUCAGCACUGUCGUCCACCAGUCUCAAAGUCACAUGGAACUCUACUGAGGGUCACGGGGUCAUAGCAGGAGGACAAGUCACAGAAUUCUGGGUCAACAUGCUCACUGAGCAGACCUCCAAUCCCUACGCCCCUCCAGUUGUUAGUCAGGUGUUGCAUAGGAUGGCAGCGUCAUCACAGCCGUUUUACAUCGUUAAAGAACUGAAGCCUUACCAUGUGUACAACUUCACCAUCACUCUCUGCACAAGAAUGGGCUGCAUCACCAGUCUGCCAGGCACAGGACAAACCCUACCAGCAGUGCCAACAGGACUGUCCUCACCCCAGAUACAUCCUAUAAAUGAUACAACCAUUCAGAUAGACUGGGACCCCCCUGCAACUCCUAACGGACCAAAUCCACUCUAUCAGGUGGAGAGAACAGACUUAUCCUUCUCCGACCCACGAGAACCAGUUGUUCGAGGAACCAGAUUUCCAGGGAAUGGUUUUUAUCAGUUUCCCAGUAACACUCUGCCCAGUAAUACCGACUUCACAGGUGUUCAGUUGAGUUUCAAGACUUGGUCCCCAGAUGGCCUCCUGCUUUGUGCCUUCUCCCCAGAAGAUCAAGUGGAGUUUCUGGCUCUUCAGAUAAAAAAUGGACAGCCAUACUUUCUAUUUGAUCCUCAGGGCUCUGCGGUGGCUGUGGGUGUGCAGGGUGAUGGAGGACGCCGCUACAACGAUGGGCAGUGGCAUACGAUAACAGCAACUAGGCGAGGGGCUGUGGGAACAAUCGUUAUAAACAAUCAAUACAGCGGAAGUGCAUCAGCUUCCAGUGGCAGCAUCAUCAUUGGCGACAACAUGGGAGUGUUCAUUGGAGGGCUGCCCAAAGAUUUUGUUCUUUUAAGAGAAGAUUCAGGAGAUGCCCGGCUGGUGCAGCGGGGCUUCUCCGGCUGUCUCAGAGACGUGAGCAUAAAGAUGACUGACAGCCCGUCAGAGGACGGGCAUUUCCUGGACUGGACAAAAGCCACAAAGAAGGAGGCAGUGUAUGAAAGCUGGGAGGGAUGUCCUCUUCAGACUGUAGAUGGAGCUCAUUUUCUGGGUCAUGGAUUCCUGGAGUUGGAGCCAGAUGUUUUCAGUGGUGGACAGGACUUUGAUAUUUCCAUGGAUUUCAGAACCGAUCAGCUCAACGCCCUUUUGCUGUUUACAUACAACACACAAACGGAAGACUAUGUUCUUGUGGAACUGGAAGCGGGUCUCUUGUCCUUCAUUAUUGCGGCUGAUGGUCAGGUGACUGAGCUCCGCAUGUGGGUGGGGCUCGGCUACUGCGAUGGAGACUGGAAGCAGCUGUCAUUGGCAAAGCGUGGCUCUGUCAUCUCUGCUGCAGUGAAUGAUUGGGCCGAGGAGGUGUGGGGAGCGGGAGGGGCGGCGAGGCUGAGUGUCGAUUCACCGUUAUACUUGGGAGGUGUGCCAGCUGAACUCUUACAUCCUGCUCUAGACGCCCAAAGUCACAAACAUGGCCUGGGAGGUUGCAUUCGACGUUUUACUCUUCAUGGUGAUGAAAGGAGCCGCCCUGUCAGUGAGAGUGUUAAUCUCUCUGUUGCCUCCCGUCGCUCUGUUCACGUCUACUUGGACGGCUGUCCCACCAGCGAAAGCCGUUUCAACUGCAGAGGCAAUGAUUCGGUGUUGGUCUACAGUGGAAGGCAGACACAAGCCACAGAUUAUGGUUUACAGCCUUUCACAGAAUACUUGUACAGGUUUGUUGCGUUGGCUGCUGGAGGUUGGGCAGCAUCACCGUGGCAGAGAGGACGCAGCCAUGGCACAGCUCCUGAAGCUGUUCCACCUCCGACAGCAAUACAGAGUAUCGAUGGCUUUAGUGUAGAGGUGAACUGGGGACCACCCACUGGUGAAAUCAAAGGGCUGAUAGACAGAUAUGAGCUGAGGGCCUACAACAGAGACAGCCCUGACGUGCCACCCAUCAAAACCAUAUAUCUGGCUAAUGGUAAUUUAACAGGUGUGAUGACAGGUCUCAUUCCAGCCACUCGAUACGUUGUUACUGUAAGUGCCUGCAGUCCUGCAGGAUGCACUGAGAGUCCUAUUAAUGACGGGGGUGAUGAUAACAAUAAAAGGUCAAUUACGACCCCGGAGGAAGCUCCAGAGGGUGUUUCUCCUCCAUCUGCAGUCUCUUCUCCAUCAGCUCUCUUUGUAACCUGGGAACAACCAGCAAGGCCCAAUGGAGACAUCACAGAGUACCUUCUCUUUCACAACAACAAUACGGUGUACAGAGGGACCAACCAACAACACAAUAUAACUGGUCUUGGUGUGUUCUCCACCCACUUCUUGGUACUAAGUGCAUGCACUUCAGUGAGUUGCACCAACAGUUCACAAGUUACAUCCCUGACCUCUCAGCUUCCUCCCGGGCCGUUGCAUGCACCAAGCCUUACCCUGCUGGACUCUCGCACUAUUUUUGUGGAGUGGUCACGUCCUUCUCAGAUAAAUGGCAUUUUGGAAUUCUACUCCAUCUUCCUGUCACAUGACGGAGCAGAACCUGCUCUGGCUUAUAACAGCUCAGAACUUUCUGAAGAGCACACACUUCGCAACCUAACCCCUGGGACAACUUACUCCAUCAGAGUGGCUGCGUGCACGGGAGGCGGGUGCACAGUUAGCCCCUCAAGCCAGGCGCAGACUGAAGAGAGCACCCCGGAGAAUGUCCCUGCUCCCCUGGUCGUCCCCCUGUCCCCACAUGCACUCAACGUCAGCUGGACUCCUCCUGAGACUCCCAACGGUGUUAUAACAAGCUAUGGUCUGUGGCUGAAUGGAGACCUUAUUCUAAACUCCAGUUCCUCCCAGAGGGUCUUCGUUGUGGAGGGUCUCUAUCCAUGGAGCCGGCAUAUAAUCAGGCUGCAGGCCUGUACAGCUCAGGGCUGUGGUAAAGGACCAAUGGUGGAGACCCGUACAUUAGAGAUGGCUCCUGAAGGCCCUGUACUGCUGGAGCUGACCAACCAGAGCUCUAGAUCGCUCCGAGCUCGCUGGACGGUGCCCCCGAGAGCAAAUGGGAACCUCAGCUACAUGCUGUACUACAAAAGCAAAGAUGGUGAUGGUCUUUUGGAUGGAGGUACAGCAGCGGGUGUCUGGUUGUCUGUGACGGACCUACAGCCUUACACAAACUACAGCUUCUGGAUCAGAGGAUGUAACACCCAAGGCUGUGUAGAAAGCUUGCCUCUCAGCACUGCUACACCUCCCACAGCCCCAGAUGGGUUGUCACCUCCAACUUUAGCUCAAGCAACAAACACAAGUCUGAAUGUUACCUGGUCUGCUCCCAUCCGCUCCAAUGCACCAGGCCCACUUCGGUACAGCCUGCAAAUGAGAACAUCCCCUCAGAGGCCUGUCAUAAGUCUUUUGGAAAAUACAACCAACACCUUUUCUUCCUAUGUGGAGGGUUUGUCUCCAUACAAGUCCUACCUCUUCAGAGUGGUGGUUUCACAUGCUCAUGGACAGACAUCUAGCCCAUGGGCAAACCUCCGCACUGCAGAAGGCAGUCCAGAACCAGUAGACCCUCCAAUUGUACAUGGACUCCAUUCUCGAAGUGCAUCAAUUAUUUGGGCUCCGCCCUCACAAACAAAUGGCAUCAUUACCAAUUACAUCCUCUACCUUCACCCUGGGUCUGCAUUUUCUUUAGAUUAUGAACCUAGCUCGUCUCUUAGCUCCAGCCUGAGCAGUCUGUUUGGUGAAGAUGAAGCAGAUCAUUACUCUGGUUCCAGCUUCAUGGCAUCAUCUAGUUUUACUGACCCUCAGGAUUCAGGCCACGACUCCAUAACUUCUGCCAUCGCAGGUUUCAAUGAUUCAAACACAAUGCGGGAUGCUGCACAAAGAACCCACAACCAUUUCUCCACCCUGAGGCCUCGAACUGUAGAAGGCAGGCAGAAUGACCACAUUGUUUUGGACCCUGAUGAGCUCAACACCACCAGUCCAAAUUCAAGCCUCUCGCUGUCAGCUGAUGCAAGCAGUGAUUAUCCUGAUCCUUUGAUCAACCACCAUCCAUUUACCAGCCCCAGUUAUUUUAGUGCAGCUUCCAGAUCAACGCUCCAGUCUGUCACUGUUCCUGGGAAUGUCACCAGUUACACCUUCCUCAACCUACUGCCACACCAUGCGUAUACAUUCCAGGUGGAAGCAUGCACCAGUGCAGGUUGUUCAGUUUCAGGGGUGUUUCAGAGUUUCCGUACCCUCCCGGCUCCUCCUGAAGGGGUUCCUGCACCUCACCUGUACUCUGAGACACCCACAUCAGUUCUCUUGUCCUGGGGAGAACCAGAAAGAAGCAACGGGCCACUAGAACGUUGGUUUAUUGAGCGCAGACUGGCUGGAACCAAACAAGUCUCCACUGUAGGUCAUCUUCUGCCAGGUCCUUCCCCGCUUUCCUUUCUGGACUCCUCAUCAGCUCUCAGUCCCUGGACUACCUAUCAGUAUCGACUUGUGCUUCAAAAUCAGGCUGGAAAAGCUCCAGGUACCUGGGUCAGUGUCACUACCAGGCCGUCUCGACCAGCUGGUCUGAGUCCACCGAGGGUUAAAGUCCUGGGACCAAAGUCACUUCAAGUCACAUGGUCACCACCUCUUAUUCCCAAUGGAGAGAUUUAUGGAUAUGAAAUCCGUCUUCCAGAACCUAGAAUUUUUCAUGACACCAGCUGUGAAACUGAGCUCAAUGUGACGAUAAAAGACCUGGUUCCACACACAAACUAUAGCGUCACCGUGCUGGCAUGUUCAGAAGGUGGUGGAGAUGUUGGAGGGUGCACUGAAAGUCUCCCGACUCCUGUUGCUACAUCACCCACAAGACCUGAAGGACUUGCACCACUGUCAGCAGUGGCAGUCAGCGAAUCCUUCUUGGUGGUUUCCUGGGAACCACCGAGCCGGCCCAAUGGACCAAACAUCAGAUACAAGCUGCUCAGACGUAAAACCCACCAGCCCCUAGCCGUUACCAUGGUCCCCGCAUCAACAGCCACCUCCUCGCCCCCCUCCAAAGAUCUCCAUCUAUGGCUCCAUGUUUACUCUGGCACCAAAUUGUUCUACGAAGAUAAAAGCCUAAGCAGAUUCACCCGUUACCAGUACCAGUUAGUUGUUUCUAAUGAUGUGGGCUACACUUCAGGGGAGGUUGUGACUGCAGUGACCAUGGCAGGGGUUCCCCUCAACCCUCCGCAUCUGUCUGCUCAUGCUAUCAAUCACACAGCCAUACAAGUCAACUGGACACAACCUUCUUUGCAAGACCUGCAGGGAGCGGUGGAAUCAUUUUUCCUCACAGUAGAGACUCCAGAGUCAAGUCUGGUGUUGACUAAAGGACCUGAGGUCACGUCCACAGUCAUCGGUGACCUUCGGCCCAGCACCACUUAUCAGGUGUCAUUAAAGGUGUUCAACGGAGCACAUAAUACAACUAAAGUAACAGAUCAUGUCACCACAGCAGAUGGAGCUCCUGAAAAGAUGUCUGCCCCAGAACUGGUUCCUGUAAACAGCAGCUCUGCCCGCGUCCUGUGGUCACCUCCUUUUCGACCCAACGGAGUCAUCGUUGGUUACAACAUCUACGUUAACGAUCGUCUCCAUGGCAGUGUGGGCAACAGCUCUGGCUCGUAUCUGCUUGGAGACCUGCUGCCUUUUACAGUCUACAGUAUACAAGUGGAGGUGUGCACAGUGUAUGCCUGUGCACGGAGUGAUGCUAGCAAAACAACCACUGUAGAAGAUGUGCCAGCUGAAUUCUCAAUACCACAUGCUCAAGUAAUCAGUCCAAGGUUGGUGAGAUUAGAUUGGUCCCAUCCCGGCAGACCCAGUGGGAUUAUGCUGGGCUAUGAGGUUUUACGACGAACCCUUAGAUCAUGCACGGAUGGGUCAACAGGAAUAAAACUAUCCUCAGGGACAGAUUCGGGUGCUUUAAGGUUUGAGUGUUCCUACCUGCAGUGCCCUGUGGGUCACAGUGUUUGUGGGACAUCCUGCUUUCAUCCUGACAAACAGGUUUGCUGCAGCGGACAGCUGCAUGCUGCAAAACUACACCAUCACUGCUGUGAUGGCAGUUAUUUGAGUUUGAGCAAUCACUCCAACCCUGUAUGCUGCAAUGGCAAACUUGUCCCAUCUCUCCCAGAGCACCAGUGCUGUGGAGGAUACUAUGUUCUUGUAAAAACCAAUGAAUACUGCUGUCCUGACCACUUACAGGGCCGGGUCUCAGUGGGGCCAGGUGACAGCUGCUGUGGGGGGGUUCCUUAUUCUGUGACAGGCGGCCAGCUUUGCUGCAGUGGGAGUCUCCAUGAUGGCUAUGGGGUCCAGUGCUGCGGAGGCUGGGUAGUGGAUGACAAGCUGGAGUGCUGUGGUGAUGCAAAGAAGGGGGGUGUACAUAAAUAUAAACCAGGUUUUGUCUGCUGCGAUGACAAAUAUAUAAACUCUUCAAGCUCCCUCUGCUGCACGGACAAUGAAGGAUAUUCAACAACACAUCCUGCAGGCAACAUCACAGUGAUGCUACAGUGCUGUGGGUCAAAGGUCAUACAUCAGGAAGAAAAAUGCUGCAAUGGGAUUGGUUUUGACCCCCAACGAUAUGUUUGUGGUGAUCAACCCACACCUGGGUUAUCAAUGCAGCAUCAGUGUUUACAGCCCACCGUGUGUCCCGUGGCUGCAGCAGCUACAGCUUACUGUGGAUCCUGUGACCUUGAUCCAUCUCUGACAGCCUGCACAUGGAUCCUGACUUCACACAAACACGUCGACACACAACCCACGACACACACGCCAUUCAUCAGCACCUUGCAGGAAACACUCACUACCCUCCCUUCGAUACAAACAAACAGAAGUAAUACGACUUACACAACCGACGACACGAAGAGUCACACACCAACAGAGAACACACAUUUGGGGGGAAAUCUGUGUCCGUCACACGAAGAGGUGGUGUACAGCACAGAUGCCAGUGUAAACACCUUCACAGACUCUGAUCUGGAGCCCUUCACUACCUACGAGUACAGGGUAAGAGGCUGGAACAGCUUCGGCCGAGGCUACAGCGGUAUCACAACAGUCACGACCAGUGAGGACAUCCCAUGGGGGUUGGCCCCACCCCUCUGGAGUCGGCUUGGUGAUCGAGAGGAUGUCAUCCAUUUACAAUGGCAAGCUCCUGCAAGACCUAAUGGACUGAUCACCCAUUAUGUUAUCCUCCGUGAUGGACAAGAGCGUUACCGUGGAGAUGACAAAGUUUUCACUGAUGUUCGUGGCAUCAGACCGUUUCAGGAAUACGUUUACCAGCUGAGGGUCUGUAACAGAGCUGGUUGUUCUGAUAGUACAAAGGUGGUGGCAGUGACGGUCCAGGGCGUUCCCGAGGAUGUGCAUCCGCCAGUGGUAACAGCCGUCAGUCCGUUCUCGCUCAACGUGAGCUGGUUUGAACCUUCCCACCAAAAUGGGCUCAUCCAGUGGUACCAGCUGAACCAGACUGGUGUUGGAACCAUAUUCACACACACCAAUGGACCUAAGAGUUACGUUGUGACAGGUUUGCAGCCGUUUACAGACUACAGAUUUGUGCUGGUCGCCUGUACGUCUGUUGGAUGUGGAGCCAGCGAGUCAUCCACAGGACGCACCAUGCAAGCCUCGCCUGCUGGUGUGUGGUCGAGCCCAAGACACCUGAUAAUAAACACGUCAGCAGUUGAACUGUACUGGGACCAACCAUCCCAGCCUAAUGGAUACAUCGUCCAGUACAGGCUUAUUAGAGAUGGUUUCACUGUUUUCACUGGAGACCACGAAGACCAGAGUUACACCGACAUCGGGCUGCUGCCUAAACAAAGGUACUUUUAUGAGCUGGAGGCCAGUACAGAGGGUGGUUCUGGUGUGAGUGACAAAUAUGUUGUGGAGACACCAGUGUCCUGCCCGACUGGCAUCCCUCUUCCCUAUGACAUCACACUCUCAGGUCCACACUCCGUCUCUCUGGCUUGGUCCCCUCCAGCUCAACUAAACAGCAACCAGCCUGUGAAAUACAACAUCCUGUUUAAUCCAGGAAGUCACAGUCCUAUAAUACAUCACGCCGGGAGAGAAAGGCAGUCCUUUGUGACAGGUCUACAGCCGUUCACCUCGUAUCACAUAAGAGUCCAGGCCUGUCAAAAUGAGGGGUGCGGAGUAGGAAAUGGUGUCUACGUUCGCACCUUAGAGGCUGCACCAGAAGGUCUGCAGCCUCCUGAAGUAAAAGCAGUUGGGCCUAAUAUUGUGGAGGUCCACUGGUCGCCCCCAAAAAACCCAAAUGGACUCAUCACCUCCUAUCAAGUGUACAGGCGUCCAUUGGGGACAGAGGAGGAGCUCCUGGUUUUCAUCUGGUCCAAUGGCCUGCUUGAAUUUGUUGAUGCAAGCCCUAAACUACAACCCUUUAGCUACUUUCAGUACAAGAUCCAUGCCUUCAACUCUAAAGGCUCCAUUCGGAGUCAGUGGACUUCAAUUCAGACGCUGCAGGGUAAACCACAAGACAUGGCCCCUCCUGAUGUUAUAUCCUCAGGUGCAUACUCAGUCCACCUUAAAUGGGGUGAACCAGCGCAGCCCAAUGGUUUUAUUACUCUGUAUAAACUAGUUUAUGUCAAGCACCAACAGGACCCAACUUUCAACUCAGCCACUGUCACUGCUCUCACCGUGAAGGGUUCAGUUCUGGAGGCAACACUCUACGGCCUGGAACCUUUCAACCUGUACAGCCUUCGUGUGGAAGCUGUAAACGAGGCAGGCAGUGUUUCCAGUCCGUGGGUGGACAUCAGAACUCUGGAGGCUUCUCCAGCUGGCCUGGCUAACUUCACGGUGGAGCACAGAGAGCAGGGCAGAGCGUUGCUGCUCAGCUGGGAUGAGCCACGUUCUCCAAACGGAGUCAUCACGAUGUAUAACUUGUACAGUGAAGGAAACCUGGAGUUCAGUGGACUAUCACGCAGUUUCCUCUUCCGUCGUUUGGAGCCAUGGACCGUUUACUCUCUGACUCUUGAGGCGUGUACCUCGGCAGGCUGCACACACAGCCGUCCUCACCACAUCACCACAGCAGCAGCACUGCCUGCUUCUCAACUUCCCCCCAGGCCUCUCUCCAUCGGCCCGGACCAUGUCUCACUUACAUGGGACCCCCCAUCUCAACCAAAUGGACCAAUUGGAGAGUAUUCCUUGCUUGGGAGGAGUCUGGAGGAGAAGGGGAGGCUACGGAGUAGUGAUGAGGACAUUGAAAUGGGGAAGGUUCUCUUCAGAGAAACGUCCCCACAACAAGCUGGACCCUUGUCCCAUACUGUGGUUGGGUUGCGUCCCUGGACCCAGUACGACUUCAGCGUCUGUACUCACAACACAGCUGGAAAAACCUGCAGCUCCUGGGUAACCAUAACAACCAAGCAAGCCCCUCCUCGUGGCCUAGCCUCUCCUACAGUGAGUCAUAUCCAAGGCCGACCCAGUGAGGUGGUAGUGUCCUGGGCCCCUCCCUUAGAACCCAACGGGGUUCUACGGUCCUACAGAAUCCAGAGAAACAAAGUCAUUUUUUCAUUCAGUUUUGACCCAACUGUCCUCAACUACACAGAUGAAGACCUGCAGCCUUUUUCAACAUACAGUUACUCAAUAAUCUCCUGCACUUCUGAGGGAUGCAUCACCAGUCCUCAGACACACAUCACAACACUCGAGGCCCCACCUGCGACAGUGGCGGCCCCCACGGUGGGCGCCGUAACAUCCAGCAGCCUAAAUAUUUCCUGGAGCAAACCUCUGACACAGAAUGGAGAGGUGACAGAUUAUGCCCUGAAACUCAAUAACCAGGAGGUUUAUCGUGGGAAAGACCUCAGCACGGUGCUGUCUGGCCUGCAGCCUCAUACGUCAUAUCAGCUGGUUCUGCUGGCCUGUACUCGGGGAGGCUGCACCUCCAGUGUCUCAACAACUGCAGAUACGGAGGAGGCUCCUCCGACCAAUCUGGACCCCCCAGCUAUUAAGGUUACUGGCCCAGAGUCAGUGGAGAUUACCUGGAGACCACCAGAGUUCCCUAAUGGCAUCAUCACUGGGUAUGAGCUCCGUAGAGAUGGUGAAGUCAUUUAUGUUGGUUCAGAGACCCAUUACCACGACUUCACCCUCGUGCCAAGCAUGGAAUACAGCUACGUUGUCAUUGCCAACAACAGCAGAGGCGCUGUGAGCAGCGAGGUAGCUACAGCAAAGACUCACCCAUCAGCCCCAUCUGGUGUGGGUCUCCCAAUAGUCACGCCCCUGAAGGCAAACCAGGUGAGAGUAGAGUGGCAGAUACCAGCCCGUCCUAAUGGAGACCUUGUUGGGUACAACGUGCAUCUAAGAGAUCCAGUCCAACUUCACGUCCUCAGCACCGCAAUAAGUCCAAAUGACCGUAUCUUCUCUGAGAGACAAACCAUUCUGCAUGGGCUGGCUCCCUACCACCGGUAUGAAGUGAGAGUGGAGGCUUGUACAUCACUGGGCUGCUCCUCCAGUGACUGGACCUCGGUGCUCACGCUGGAGGCUCCCCCUGCUGGACAGCUGGCACCACUUCUAGAACUCCAACCUGACCCGCACACCAGCCUCCAGACAAGCUUUGUCCUCACCUGGUUCCCUCCUCUUCAGCCAAAUGGCAGAGUCCUGCAUUACGAGGUGCACCGGAGGCCACACGCCUCAGCUGAUGCCAACAAUACUGAUGAUGCAGCAACAGUUGUCUUCAGAAAUGUCUCCAUGUCUUAUAAGGACAGAGGACUGCAGCCCUACACUUUGUACCAAUACCAGGUGUGGGCGGUGAAUUCUGCUGGUUAUGCUGCCAGUCCAUGGGUCAGUGGAAGAACCGGACCUGCCCCGCCUGAAGGAGUUGACCCGCCUAUUUUUCUGCAUGUUUCUGCAACCUCAGCUGUAGUGGAGAUCCGUCCUCCAGCCCAGCCCAAUGGGAUUGUUGGUCUUUACAGGGUUUUCUCUCUGGACCACAACACCACCACCCUGACUCUGCUCUCAGAGGGAACCUCCCUUCAGCAGACGCUUCAUGAUUUACGUCCUUUCACUCAGUACUGGGUGGGCAUUGAGGCUUGCACUUGUUACCAGUGCUGUAGCCGGGGUCCACUGAGAGAGCUCAACACCCUGGCUGCCGCCCCAGCCAACCAACCCCCUCCUCGUCUUGUCACGCUAACAUCCCGUUCCAUUCAGAUGGAAUGGGAUGAGCCUUUAGCUCCUAAUGGAGUCAUUGAAAGCUGUGAGCUUCAUCUCCGGUCUCCGUGCCCCCAGCUCCCCCAGCCCACACCGCUCCCCUGCACAGAAGGGCCAAUGGAAAUCUGUUUUUUUGGAAAACAGUGGAGCCACAAUGUUACAGGUCUCCUACCGUACACCGUCUAUGAGCUGAGAACUGCUUGCUUCAAUAACAUGGGCAGCACUGCCUCCAACUGGACUGUUGUUAGCACACUCAGCGAAGCUCCACAGUAUGUGACUCCUUUCUCAGUGGACAGUAACCUGACAGUCAUUUGGCUGGAUUGGACCAGAACCUUUUCCCUCAACGGGUACCUGAAAGAGUACACGGUGACAGAGAGCCAGCUGAGGGUGUAUACAGGCUUCUACAGCUAUCUUCACAUUCCCCGCACCUCACAGAAAAGCCUUGCUGGGUUUGUUCCUACUUGCUCUACUGGUGGGCUUGGUGCUACGAAGAACCUUGAGGAAAAAUCCAUCAGCUAGAGAGCGCCCUCCUCUGGUCAUGCUUCAGAAGAGCAGAAAGUCUGGAGGAGAGACCUACACGGUGAGGGGCAGAGAAAAACAGAAGGAGGAAAGGAAAAAAAACGCGAGACCCUGUCCUGAGCUGUGCUCUAAACACCUCUCCAGCUCUAUGCUCCUUCUUGAUCGCCCCACAGGUCUGACAGACACAAAGAUUGUUAGCAGCAGCUCCCACAGCAGCAGCUCCCACUUUGGUCCCAUGUCUGUCCUGCGAGCUCCCAGUCCAACAGACCUCAACCAGGCCUACUCCCAGCAUUCUCUGCAUGGCAGCGUCAGCCAGCUGAUUGACAGGAAGACACUGAUGAUGGAAGAAGGAUGCUGGAACAACCCAAUGGGACAUGACUCUGGACUGUAUUUGGAGGACGAUGAACUUGUGGACACCAUCAAGACCUUAAGCUCUGUCAAAAAAGAGCACGCCAUGUUCACCGACACUCAUCUGUAGGACGAGGUCCUUCCGCUGGUCAGGUAUCAGGACAGUAACGCAGACGAGCGCAUUAGCAUUGUGUUGUGUUUGACUCACGUUAGAGCUUCUGAUCGUCUUAAGUUGCAGGGAUUUGUGAUUGUUUGAUAAGAUAUUAACACCCUAGCUGGAAUUCAUCCGUAUGUGGUGAUGACACAAGUAGUUCAUCCAUAAUGAAUGUUUCUGUGAAUGUUUGGGUUGGAUCAGCAUCUGCUGGCUCUUCCUGCCAACUGCUUUUCACGUAGUUAUUCUGGUAAAUUCACCAUUUAGUGACGAUCUAUUAACUUCUAAUAAUUUCAAACAAAUCCAGUAAUAUUUUCACACCCAUCGCUUCAUCAACUGUAUCUGUGCCUGUAGAAAAUGUUAAUAGCAGCAACAACACAUGGCCUUCAUAGUAUUUUACCUACAAUCAUUAUGCCAAUUGUUUAUACUUUAUAUGUGGCUGGGAUUUAUUACUGUGUUGUUUCUGUAUGUGAUGUAACCUGAAUGCUGUCUUAACCACAUUAUUGUGGAUUCACUGUUUACUGAAACGGUUGAUAAUGUCACGUUUGUUCGCUGUGGUGACGUUUUUACUGAGUGGUUUACACUUUUACCUGCUUGUCGUUACAACCAUGAGGUCCAGUUAAGAAUAAAGGAUUGAGAUAGAUUAUGUUUAGUUUUUUUUAGCAGAAAAUAAACUCUGAUUGUAUUUAGAUUUUACAGAUCGGGCCUAGAAACAGUAUUUAAUUGACUUUAAAUGUAAUAUUGAUGGGUUGCAUUUUUUCCUACGUUAUUGAAUUCUACUGUUUUGACAAACCCUUUCUUUUUAUACUCUUACAGUAUUAUUUAUGAUCGUAUGAAAUUUGUUCUUAUUUACAGGUGAUUGUUAAACUGAUUAUGUACUUUCUGGAUGAUAUAUUAAAGUGUUAAAAUCA